CUUCCAGGCCUGGGCUCUGGCCGCCCGCGCCACCGGGCCGCUCCGGGGACAGGCCGGGGCGGGGCGCGGCGGCAGGAAACGGGGCGGGGACUCGCGGAGGCGUUGGGGACGAGAGAGGGCGCGGCCAACUCCCGGGGGGACGGCAGGCCGAGAGCGCGGCGCCUGGGCCUGGCGCCGAGCCUGAGCCCGCCGGACGGGAGGCGGCCCCGCCGCGGGCUCGGCCCCGGCCCCAGCCCCAGCCCCGCCAGCAUGGCCGGCCGGACUGUACGGGCCGAGACCCGGAGCCGGGCCAAGGAUGACAUCAAGAAGGUGAUGGCGACCAUCGAGAAGGUCCGGAGAUGGGAGAAGCGAUGGGUGACUGUGGGCGACACUUCCCUUCGUAUCUUCAAGUGGGUGCCAGUGGUGGACCCCCAGGAGGAGGAGCGAAGGCGGGCAGGUGGCGGGGCAGAGAGAUCCCGUGGCCGGGAACGUCGGGGCAGGGGCGCCAGUCCCCGAGGGGGUGGCCCUCUCAUCCUGCUGGAUCUUAAUGAUGAGAACAGCAACCAGAGUUUCCAUUCGGAAGGUUCCCUGCAAAAGGGCACAGAGCCCAGUCCUGGGGGCACCCCCCAGCCCAGCCGCCCUGUGUCACCUGCCGGACCCCCAGAAGGGGUCCCUGAGGAGGCUCAGCCCCCACGGCUGGGCCAAGAGAGAGAUCCCGGGGGCAUAACUGCUGGCAGCACCGACGAACCCCCAAUGCUGACCAAGGAGGAGCCUGUUCCAGAACUGCUGGAAGCUGAGGAUUCGGGAGUGAGAAUGACGAGGAGAGCCCUCCACGAGAAGGGGCUGAAGACAGAGCCCCUCAGGAGGCUCCUGCCCAGGAGGGGCCUCCGGACAAAUGUCCGGCCCAGUUCCAUGGCGGUGCCGGACACCAGAGCUCCCGGGGGAGGCAGCAAGGCCCCGAGGGCACCCAGAACAAUCCCCCAGGGUAAGGGGAGGUGAGUGGGCUCCCCAAGCAAGCCAAGACCCCUAAAGCCUCCCUUGGCUGCCCCAAGAUCCAGCCACUACCUGUGCCCCGAGGGCGGAAAGAGCUUCCCAGCUCACCCACCGCGGUAACAUCGGAGGGCAAGCGGCCCUACACCUGCCCGAACCUAAGGCCACAGCACCCAUCUGGCUCGCCACUGGCGCCCGAAUGCAUGGGAAGGGCUCAGGGCAGAACUCGGACCACAUCCAGUGCCUGAGGCCGCCUUGCUAGAGGCCUAGGGGAGGGGUGCACUGGGCUGCCUCGCCCACCUCCUCACGCACCCAUGCGGCCACCCUCCCAGCGGUCUGAGUGUGCCAUGCGAGGCGCCUGCCAUCCCGGGAGAGGCGCCGAGUCCCGAGUCCUGCCGGCACUGAGCCUCCGGGUCCACAGCGGGCAAGGGCCGUGGCGGGGACAAGCGCAGGGGACCCGCCGGCCUCCCGCCUUCUGCAGCACCACGAGAUGCCCACGUGGCACCUGGACGUCCACGCAUGUGUUGAGGCCCUUGCACGCGCAGAGACCCCAGCGCAGAAGCCGCCCCGCACGCCAGGGCUUAUGUAUGCCAGCGCUGGGAGACCUCCAGGGCCCGAGGACAUACGGCAAGUGGUUCCACCGGGGUGUCAGCCUAGCAGGCCAACCUGGGAACCCAUGUGGACAAGCGGCCUUUCAGCCCAGGCGCCCGCCUCGUGUGGAGGCGUGGAGACUUCUGGCGCAGCCCUGAGCUGGUGGCCUAACCUACCUGGAAAAUCCUAGCCCGAGAAGCAGCGCGAGUGAGGCUUUUGGGUGGUUCCAAGGCCCUUCACCAAGCUCUCACUUCCUGACUUCACCGUUGGGUCUGUUGUACUAGGAAAUAAUAACGCCUCCCAUUUAUCAAGGGUUUACUCUGUACCAGGCAUUGUGACUGAUGUAAUUUAGUUCUCACUGCAUCCCUGUGGCAUGGAUAUUCUCAUUAUCUGCAUUUUGCAGAUGGAGAAAUUGAGUCUCUGAGAGGUUAAGGAACCUGCCCAAAGUCAGCAAUGCAGUACCACUUCUUGUGCUGGGACACAGCGGGGUUAAGGCCAUGGGUUAACAGGGCCUCCAUUUAUGGAGAGCAUUCAUUUUUCUCUGGUGAAUUACAGAAAACGCUUUCUACACUGAAGUGAGUAAGAUACUCCCUGGGAUGAAAGUCAACAUUCGUACCAAUGAUUGAGAUGACAGAAAUUUCACGCUUCAAGCCAAUGCUUUAGGUUCAGCCCAUGGAAUUCUGGAAUGACCUUUUCUCAGUCGUCACCAGGGUGAUGUUGGUGAAGGAAGCUCCAUUCCAGGACCAGCUCCUGUGUAGAGCCUUCCUGGAGGCCAACAAGGAUGACCUCUCUCCAUUUGCCAUCCCACUGGGUUGUCUGGGAAGUUCAUCCAGUUCCUCUGGGCUAAGAUUUCCAAGUUCCCAAAAGGGAAACUAAUCUUCAGGAGUUGGGAAUGAAAAAAUGGGAUUUGGGGGAAUUCCUGAAAGCAUGUUAUUCUGUAUUUUUCAUAACUUUCUGUGUUUUUUGUUUGUUUGUUUGUUUGUUUUUUUGAGACAGAGGUUUGCUCUUGUCACUCAGGCUGGAGUGCAGUGGUGUGAUCUCGGCUCACUGCAACGUCUGCCUUCCGGGUCCAAGUGAUUCUCCUGCCUCAGCCUCCCUAGCAGCUGGGAUUACAGGCACGUGCCACCAUGCCCGGCUAAUUUUUUGUAUUUUUAGUACAGAGAGGGUUUCAUCAUGUUGGCCAGGCUGGUCUCAAACUCCUGACCUUAGGUGAUCCACCCACCUCAGCCUCCCAAAGUGCGGGGAUUACAGGCGUGAGCCACCAUGCCCGGCCACUUUCUGUAUUUUUUGAUAAAUAAGAAAUACACAUUUAGUAGUAGUUACAAAGAACUGUAGGCCGUAGCAAAUAUUCAGUAACUGGAAGAUGCCAAUGAACAUUGUUGGGUAGUAUUAUUUAAAUAACAAAAUGUUCAAAUAUUUGACAAGAUUAACAACACUACACAGAAUCACGAGUUGAAAUUGCCAGUUUAGGCUGAGUGUGGUGGCACAUGCCUGUAAUUCCAGCACUUUCGGAGGCCAAGGCAGGAGGAUCACUUGAGCCCAGAGUUUGAGGCUAUAGUGAGCUAUGAUUGCACCACUGCACUCCAGCCUGGGCAACAGAGCAAGACCCUGUCUCUUAAAAAAAGAGAGAGGGAGAGAAUUGCCAAUUUAAGGACUUAUGUGUUUCCAAAACUUGUUAUUUAUUAGAACAUCAUUUGUAGGAUUUGUAUAAAACAGUGCACGUCAACAUUAAUAUUUGUGGGAAUGACUCGCUCUUAACAACAGGUACAGCCACAAAUAUACUUUUAGUGUGUCAACAGCUACAAUAAGUAUUUUGACUACUUAUCUCCUAGGUACUCUUAUCCCAUAUUCUGGAAAUGUCUACCUUAACUUUAUUUAUAUAUUUUUUGAAACAGUCUUGCUGCAGCUCCCAGGCUCAAGUGCAGUGGUGCGAUCUCGACUCCACCUCCCGGGUUCAAGCAAUUCUUGUGCCUCAGCCGCCCGAGUAGCUGGGAUUAGAGGCAUGUGCCACCAUGCCCGGCUAAGUUUUGUAUUUUUUGUAGAGACACGGUUUUGCCAUGUUGGCCAGGCUGGUCUCGAACUCCUGACCUCAAAUGAUCCAACCGCCUCAGCCUCCCAGAGCACCGGGAUUACAGUACCUUAACUUUAGACUCUGUGUGUCAACGUUGCCUUCUCUUGCUUUCAAUUUGGCAUCAGUGGAUUUCUUUAAGCCAGGAAUGCCUCUAUGUUGAUUGUUAAGCAUUAAUUCUCACAGGAGAAUUAUAAUGCUUUUCCCCAUUUUCCCAAUUUCUUGACUGAUCGAUUUUGGGAUUCAGAAGAACAUACAGAUUUCCUGAUAAAUUCCAGGAGGGAUUUCCUGCAUAGAAACACUACUUUGGGGCUGGGCACAGUGGCUCAUGCCUAUAAUCCCAGCACUUUGGGAGGCCAAGGCGGUUGGAUCAUUUGAGGUCAGGAGUUCAAGACCAGUCUCGCCAACAUGGUGAAACCUCAUCUCUACUAAAAAUACAAAAAAAAAAAAAAAAAAAAAAAAAUUAGCCGGGCAUGGUGCUGUACACCUGUAGUCCAAGCUACCUGGGAGGCUGAGGCAGGAGAAUCGCUUAAACCCAGGAGGUGGAAGUUGCAGUGAGCAGAGAUUGUGCACUCCAGCCUGGGUGACAGAGUGAGAUUCUAUCUCAAAAAAGAAAAAGAAAGGCCGGGCGCGGUGGCUCAUGCCUGUAAUCCCAGCACUUUGGGAGGCUGAGGCGGGAGGAUCAUGAGGUCAGGAGUUCGAGACCAUCCUGAACAACAUGGUGAAACCCGUCUUUCCUAAAAAUACAAAAAUUAGCCAGGCAUGGUGGUGCGUGCCUGAAAUCCUACCUACUCAGGAGGCUGAGGCAGGAGAAUUGCUUGAACCCAGGAGGCAGAGGUUGCAGCAAACUGACAUCCCACCACUGCACUUCAGCCUGUGUGACAGAGGGAGAUUUGUCUCAAAAGAAAAGGAAAAAGAAAGAAAAAGAAACACUACUCUGGACUGAGCAGCAUCGGCAAGUCAAGUCUGCUGCUGGAAUUUUACCUAGAACAUUGAAUCUUGCCUUUUUGGUUUCAGGGGCCUCAGAGCCAGAGAAUCCAAGUAUGGAUCCUAGCUCUGCCAGUUCCUGGUGGCGAGGUCUUGGGCAAGUCACUUUACCUCUCUGAGCUUCAAUUUAAUGGAUAGAAUAAUGUGUGGGGAGUCAAUGCUUGCUUUUUGAGGCAAUAUUGUAGGAGGGUUAAGAGUGUGGCUCUGGAGUCAGUCUGAGGUUUGAAUCCUGGCUCCGUUACUUACCACCUCUUUGAUUUGAGGCAAGUUACGAACCACUCCAUUUUUCUCUUCUGUAAAGUGGUGGCACUGAUUGAUGAUUGUGGCAGACAUCAUCUUCAUAGUUUUCAUGAGUUUAAAUGGGAUCACAUAUGAAAAUGCUUAACAUAGAACAUGGUACAUUGUAAGUGCUUGAUAAAUGCAAACCACUGUAGCUGUUACCUGCUGUAUCUACCUCACCGGGCAGUCGUGAGGAUGAAAGGGAGGCUGUGUUGGGGAAGUGCUUUCUCAGCUGUGAAAUGGUAGCGACACACUUCUCUUGCCUUCAGAGAUGGGAUGGUUGGAAGCUAUGGGCAGACGUUAAUGGUAUCCCCAAAUAAGGGGCCUGAGAAUACUUACCUAUGUCCACAGAAGGUAGCUGUGUUGAGGCGAGUGUCACCAUGGGUAGCAGGAAAACAGUGCAAAAUGCUCUCAGCUAAGGGUUAAUUGUAGUCAUGAGGGCAAACUCUGGCAUGGUAUGACUUGGGGCACCCUUGGGGACAGGGAGAAAACUGAUUUUUCAGAAAGAGGCUUUAGAGGAAGGAUCAUGUUAAAUGGAACCUGCCCACUAUAUGUUUUUGUUUUUGUUUUUGUUUUUAAUUAGGGGCCGCAUCAGAGGAAGGGGACAUGUAAUAGAAGGUGGUUGGAGGGCUCUGACUUUUGUCUGAAACUGCUAUUGGUGAAAGGCUGAACUUAGGACACAUUCCUGUGAGCUGCAACCAGUGCACCCUCUCGCACUGUGCAUGCACCACGAUGUCAUUCAUUGCCUAGACCGUAGACCAAACAUGGCUCAAAGGGCCUUCCAGAGAGGAUCGCAUGUCAUUCUGACAGCAGCCCCUCAACAAUGUACAGAUGAGGGCUUGAAGUCUCAGAAAGUCAAGUCCAUUGUCCAAGGUCACACAACUGAUAUUAAUAUAUCAUGAAGUCAGGAUUCAGACACAGUCCAAGCUCUUUUUUUUUUUUUUUUUUUGAGCCGGAGUCUCACUCUAUCACCCAGGCUGGAGUGCAGUGGCACAAUCUUGGCUCACUGCAACCUCCUCCUCCCAGGUUCAAGUGAUUCUCGUGCCUCAGCCUCCCGAGUAGCUCGGACUAUGGACUUGUGCCACCGCGCCUGGCUAGUUUACAGUCCAAGCUCUUAACCUCACCAGCCUGCCUCAACCACCAGGGGCCAGACUGCUGAUCUUGAACAAGGAAGAAGAAAAUCCAAAUGGUUUCAGUGCCUAAAUGUCCUCCUUUCUUGCCUUUGGUAACAACUUUUUCUGUCUCUGAAUAUCAUUGCUACUUCUCUGGACACUGCUUCUUUGCUUCCAGGGCUGUUUUUCUUGCUUAGCCCUAAGUCAGCCUCGUUUGGGCCCUGUCCUUAGACUCUUUCUUCUGCACGGGUCUGUGAAAGAUCUCCUUUAUGUGCGCAGCUCCAGCUGUUGGUCCUUUCUCAGUAGUCUAACCCAGACUGCCCCUCUGAGCGCCAGCCUGAGCAGCCAGCUGCCUCCUUGACAUCCCCUCUCUGGGUCUCAUUCGUGAUGUCUCCCCUAACACGGCUUGCUUCCAAAGUGCCACCUCCUCCCUGCCAUGGCCUCUUAGUUCCAAAUUGUGGCAUAGUGGUGGGGAAUUUAGAAAGGCUUCAAAGACGAAGCCUCUUGAAUGAGUUCUCAGGGCUAGAGAUAGACCACAGAGUGUGUUCUCUGAGCGCUACCAACAGUCUGGGGGUGAAUUUAGAGAGUGGAAUUCACCAUUUAAUCAGUCAGCUGGCUAUGGAAUGCCCAGCUGCAUGCCAGGUCCAGCCGCUGGGGUGGAAAGAUGCAUUCAUGAGUAGAACAAACAGGAUUCCUGGCUUCAGGGAGCAUCCAGGCUGUUGGAGAAGACAGACGUCAUGCAAUCCCCCAAAAUACACUCUUAUAAACUGUGAUAAGUGUCAUGAAGGAAAAGUUCUUGGUGCCAUGAAAGCAUAUUGUAGAUCUAAAUUAGAUUAAGAUGGUCAAAGAAGGUCAUUGUGAGAAAGUGACAAUUACUGUCUCCCUGAGAUCUGAAUUGGGGAGGAGAAUCCCAUAGACAAGCAAGAGUAGGAACAAAAGACCCAAGGGUGGGAAAGAGCUUGGUAUGGUGGGGAAACUGAAAGGCAAUCCUUAUAGUGGGAGCUGAGCAUGCAGGGGCUUGGGCUGAGAUAAAGCCAGGUGGCCUGGGCGGGGGUGAUGACAGAGCCUCGUGGGCCACAGUAAGGAGCCUGGAGGCUUUAGGUUAGCUUUUUUUUUUUUUUCUUAAAUUUGAGACACAGACUCACUCUGUCCCCAGGCUGGAGUGCAGUGGUGUGAUCUUGGCUCAUUGCAACCUCUACCUCCGAGGUUCAAGCUAUUCUCCCACCUUAGGCUCUCAAGUAGCUGGAUUACAGGUGCCCGCCACUACACCUGGCUGAUUUUUGUAUUUUUAGUAGAGAGAGAGUGUCACCAUAUUGGCCAGACUGGUCUCGAACUCUUGACCUCAAGUGAUCCACCCUCCUCUGCUUCCCAAAGUGCUUACAAAUCCCCAAAGGGAUUACAGGCAUGAGCCACCAUGCCCUUCCUGGUUUAACUUUUUAUUUGGAAAUAAUUUCAAAGUUACAGAAAAGUCUCAAGAAUAGUACAAUGGACAUCUGCAUAGCCUUUGUCCCAGAUUCACCUGGUGUUCACAUUUUACCCCAUUUCUCUGUCACUGGCCAUCUCUCUAUUUAAGGUAUAUACAGAUGACUUUGAUUCCAAUCUAGUUGAGAAUAAGUUGCAGACCUCAUGUUCCUCUACCCCUAAAUAGUGUGUUUCCUCCCACAGUACAGUUAUCCACUGCAUUAAAUUUCACACUGAUCCAAUGUGGUAUCAAAUUUACUUUGUCACUUGUCUCAGUAACACCCUUUAGAUGCCAUUUCUCCUCUAGCACAGGAUCAAGUCUAAGAAUGAUGUAUUGCAUUCGGUUGUUGUUUCUCUCUAGUAUCCCUUAAUCAGGAAUGGUUAGCCUUUCUUUGUCUGCAUGGUGUUGAUAUUAUUGAAGAAUUCAAUCUUCCCCUUUAUCUUAAUAGAACAUUCUUCACUUGAGGUUUGUCUACUUGUUUCUUCAUUAUAAUAUAUGGAUUAUGCAUUCCUGGCUGGAAGACUGUGUAAGUGAUACUGUGUCCUUCUCAGUGUAACAGCUAAAGCCACACAUGUCUGUCUGUUCCUCCGUGGUGAUUUUUUUUAUAACAGAGUCUUGCUCUGUUGCCCAGGCUGGAGUGCAGUGGUGUGAUCUCAGCUCACUGCAACCUCCGCCUCCUGGGUUCAAGCAAUUCUCCCUGCUUCAGCCUCCCUAGUAGCUGGGAUUACAGGUACCCACCACCACGCCCAGCUAAUUUUUGUAUUUUUUAGUAGAGACUGGGUUUCGCCAUGUUGGCCAGGCUAGUCUUGAACUCCUGCCCUCAGGUGAUCCGCCUGCCUCGGCCUCCCAAAGUGCUGGGAUUACAGGCGUGAGCCACCACACCCAGCCCCUCCUUGGUGAUUUUAAUUUUGAUCACCAAGUCAAGGUUAUUUGAUUUCUCCAAUCUAGAGUUACUAUUUUUCCCUUGUAACAAGUAAUCUAUGAGGAGGUAUUUUAUAACCGUGACUACAUCCUAUUCCACAUCAAAAGUUAAAUAGAUGAGAUUUAACACCUAUUGAUGAUUCUUGCCUAAGAAUCACGAUGGUUACAGAAUAGUAACUCAACCCCAGGACUCCCUCCACAUUUAUUAGUCAACACUUGGCAUUCUUCUGUCCACUUAUUUUAGAUUCACUAUUCGUAGGGACUCUUGGAUUUCUAUUAUUUUCCAAUAAAUUUUAUAAUUAGUUAUUAAUCUUAAUUAUUUUGGUGCUCAGAUUGUCCCAGAUUUGGCCGCUGGAAGCUCCUUAAAACUACAAGCCUGGAUUUCAUCCCAGCUUCAGUGUAGUGGCAUGAUUCAGUUUACGGAUAAGAUCACCGUGACUACUGUAUGAGAAUGCACUUAUAGGGGCACACAUGAGGAAGCAGGGAGACCCUCGUGUAGUCCAGGUGGGAGAUGUGGCUUAGAUUAGGGUUGUGACAUACAUGGGGAGGGAAUGGAUGGAGGUAAGAGAAACAUUGGAAGCCAAGUGCUGUGGCUCACGUCUGUAAUCCCAACACUUUGGGAGGCCAAGGCAGGAGGAUCGCUUGAGGCCAGGAGUUUGAGACCUGCCUGGGCAACAUAGCAACACCCUGUCUCUUAAAAAAAAAAAGUAAGAAUCAGCUGGGCGCGGUGGCUCACACUUGUAAUCCCAGCACUUUGGGAGGCCAAGGCAGGCGGAUCACGAGGUCAGGAGUUCGAGACCACGGUGAAACCCCGUCUCUACUAAAAAUACAAAAAAUUAGCCCGGCGUGGUGGCGGGCGCCUGUAGUCCCAGCUACUCGGAGAGGCUGAGGCAGGAGAAUGGCGUGAACCCGGGAGGUGGAGCUUGCAGUGAGCCGAGAUCGAGCCACUACACUCCAGCCUGGGUGACAGAGCGAGACUCCGUCUCAAAAAAAAAAAAAAAAGUAAGAAUUAGCCAGGCAUGGUGCUGUGCACCUAUAGUCCUAGCUAUUCGGAAGGCUGAGGUGGGAGGAUCACUUGAGCCCAGGAGUUUGAGGCUCCAGUGAGCCAUGAUUGUGCCACUGCACUCCAGCCUCAGUAACAGAGUGAGACCCUGUCUCUAAAAUAAAAUAAAAACAUUGGAGGUAGAAUCAGCAGGAUUUAGUGGUGGAUUGAACGCACAGUCAGAAAGGGCAGAGUUGAGAGCCACCGGAGCAUCCGGGGCAAUGGUGAUGUUGACUUAAUACAGGGAAGACAAGCAGAGUAAGGGGUUGGGUGGUGGGGGGGGGAGGUGUUAGAUUCGUUGAGUUUGAGGGGUCUGGAAUAUCCAGUGUUCUCUGGCACCCAAGUGAAGGGGUCAGUGAGACAACUAGACUCUGGAGCUGACCCAGAAGUCCAGACCAGAAGUAAACUUAAGGCCACGAAUCCAGGUCUUGGAUGAAAUGUUGUAAGGGGAGAAUGUGGACUGAGAUGGGAGUGCACUGUUUGGGGGUGCAGGGGUGUAUGGCCAGAAUUUGCAGUGGAGAGGUAGGUGGGGACCAGGGCACAUGGCGCCUGGAGUGUCAGGCCAAAUGCUUAGCGCUGGGGAGCCCAAUGAAGAGUCCUGGGCAGAGCAGUGAAUGACAGGUGUGAUUGGCAUUUCAGCAGGACUGUUCUGAUAGCCAGUACAGAUGAUCUGGGGGGGCUGUGGCAGUGGCCGAUGCUGUCGUCCUUUCUAAAGUAAAUCUGCUCAUCUCUUGCCCCUGGAGGUGGCUCAGGCAGGUCGCCAUGCCUGAAUGCCCUCUCCUUGUUCAUCUGGGUGCAAAAAUGAUGAUUAAAACACCUGUCUCAACUGCACUCACCAGCCCCCGGUGAUGUGAUAGCAAACCCAUGUCUCUCUGCCUCAUUGUGGCUAGAGCUAUACAACCUGCUCCUUUACCAGCCCCUGGUGAUGUGACAGCAAACCCAUGUCUCCCUGCCUCAUUGUAGCUAGAGCUAUACAACCUGCUCCCGGGACCUUUUCCCAGCCAGAUAUAACACAGCAGGUGUGAGUGUGCACAGGCUGGUCCCCAAGGCUUGCUGGAGUCUGUUUGGGGACCAUAAUCCUCUGCCCUGGCAUGCUUUGAGUUCACUGUGGUCUCUGUCAUUCCGGCCAGUGCUCAUUCAAACCUGUAUAUUGUCCCCUCCCACCCCGCACAGCCCAUAGAGGGUGGGUUCAAGUCAGAAUGAACAUCCUGGGGUGCAGGCAUCCAGGAAGUAUGCAGUCCUGCCUAUGGGGUGCUGACAGCCCCUUGGCAGGACACAGAUAACCAAAGGCAGAAACUGUAAGAGACCAGAGGGAGGGGCAGGUGCUCUGGGAGCCCAGGAAAGGCCAGAGUGUUUCUGGUUGGAGAAAUCAGGGUCGGUCCUCAGAGAAGAUGGCAUUUGAACUGGGACUUGAGGAGAAGACUAUUUUCCAUUUCACACAAGAAAUCCUUGAUUAUUCAGUAAAAAGAGGAAAUACAAGAAAAAAUCAGACUAGUCUGGCCAACAUGGUCUAAAAAUACAAAAUUAGCCAGGCAUGGUGGCGGGCGCCUGUAAUCCCAGCUACUUGGGAGGCCCAAGCAGGAGAAUCGCUUAAACUCAGGAGGUGGAGGUUGCGGUGAGCCGAGAUCAUGCCACUGCACUCCAGCCUGGCAGACAGAGCAAGACUCCAUCUCAAAAAAAAGUAAAAAAAAAAAAGAAAAAAAGGCCGGGUGCAGUGGCUCAUGCCUGUAAUCCCAGCACUUUGGGAGGCCGAGGUGGGUGGAUCAUGAGGUCAGAAACUCGAGACCAGCCUGGCCAAUAUGGUGAAACCCUGUUUUUACUAAAACUACAAAAAUUAGCCGGGUGUGGUGGCAGGUGCCUGUAAUCCCAGCUACUCCGGAGGCUGAGGCAGGAGAAUCACUUGAACUCGGGAGGCGGAGUUUGCAGUGAGCUGAGGUAGCGCCAGUGCACUCCAGCCUGGACGACAGAGCGAGACUUCAUCUCAAAAAAAAAAAAGGAAAAAGAAAAACAAUCAAAGCCCCACUUCCUCAUAUUUUAUUGACAUUGUCAACACAGCCAUUAUAGGUUGCAUAACAAUCCAUUAGGUGGAUCCUGCAUAGUUAGUCCUCUUAUUGUUGGACUAAUUCAUUCCAGGCCUCAGGACAUGGGCUUCCAGCCUGUGGCUGGGCAAUGGGGCCAGAUGCAACUCAGGAAUCAGUGCUUGAGUCCAUCUGCUCAUUUUCUUCCACUCAUAAUGUCUAUUAAGAACUCAAUGCCUACCAGGCCCUGUGGAUCCAACGAGUAUCAGGACAUGGUUCCUGUCCUGUCAAGUCUACUAGUAAGUGAGUCAUAAGUGAAAAGAAUUAGUUGUAGAGAAACCUGUAGAGUGCCACAAUCAAGGCACAGGAUGUUCAAGAUGCGGUGAUGACACAGACACAGGAGCUUCAGCCCUGGGAACAGGAGAGGACACCAGGCGGAGCUCGAGGAGUGAGAGGGGACAGGCCUGAUGACACACGCCAGGGGACCAAGCCUGCGGGGAUGCCUCCAAGCGUGUCUCUGUCCACAGGCAGAAAACUCAUCCCACCACCUCUCAGGCCUCUGAGUGUUUACUUUUUCUGUUUUCUAUUUCAAAUAUUCCAUUUCUCCCAUUUUUGGAGGAACUGUUUUUAUACUACUUUCCAAAAUCCCAACUUGCAAGCAUGCUUAAUUCGUUUCAUUUUUUUUCUAUUUUUGACACUAAAAGCAUUUAAUGCUGUUUUUACCUCUGCAUAUAGCUUUGGCUGUUAAUCCUACUUUUUAAAUUAUUUUCUAAAUCAUCUGUUUUUUAAUUUUUUUAAUUCUUGAUUUACAUCUUGUCCUAAGGAUAAUUUGAGGUGCUACUUACGUUUCAAAAUUUCUAAGUGGUAUGUUUUACAUUAUUGUUAGUUGUAUUGCAUUUUGAUCUGAGAAUGGUUUCUAGAAUUUCUACUUUUCAAAAUUUACCAAAAUAUUCUUUGUAGCUUAAUAAUUAUUUAAUUUUGUCCACUGUCUGUGAAACUUGAAAAGAAGGUGUACUGUUUGUUUUCAGGGUAAGAAAUUUAUAUGUUCAUAUUUUCUAUGUCCUUAUUUAUUUUUUGAUUAUUUGUUCAGAAAAUGUGUUAGAAUAUUUCCAAUAAAACUGUUUCUCAUGUU
Molecule: messenger RNA, 12581 nt
Organism: Pan troglodytes (chimpanzee)
Lineage: Eukaryota; Metazoa; Chordata; Mammalia; Primates; Hominidae
Gene: BCL7C
Product: BAF chromatin remodeling complex subunit BCL7C
Exons: 6
Coding region: 250-978 (242 amino acids)
Source: RefSeq, a predicted model, not a curated record